Messenger RNA from Diaporthe batatas, 993 nucleotides. RefSeq lists its product as uncharacterized. The record is from RefSeq and is a predicted model, not a curated record. Lineage: Eukaryota; Fungi; Ascomycota; Sordariomycetes; Diaporthales; Diaporthaceae. The transcript is spliced from 3 exons. The coding region runs from base 1 to 993 and encodes 330 amino acids.
AUGGAAGCACCCAAGCCCGUCUACAAUCUUCCCGACGAUGCAGUCUGGUUCAUCACCGGCAGCUCGUCGGGCAUGGGCCUCUCCCUCGCCAGGCACGUCGCCGCACACCCCACCCAGCGCGUCGUGGCCACGGCGCGCAACACCGCCAAGCUGGCCGGCAGCCUGCCCGAGGGCCCGCGGGUCCACCUGGCAGCCCUGGACGUCAGCGACGCCGGGUCCGUCAGGGCCGCGUUCGACUCGGCCGUCGCCCGGUUCGGCCGCGUCGACGUCGUCGUCAACAGCGCCGGCCACGGCCUGAUGGGCGACACCGAGUCGUUCGUGGGCAACGACCAGGACCUCGGCAGGGCCCGCGGCACCGUCGAGACCAACUUCUGGGGCACCGCCCAGGUCUCCGCGCACGCCGUGCGCGUCUUCCGCGACGAGAACCCCAGGACCGGCCAGGUCGGCGGCGCGGUGCUCAACGUCACGUCCAUCGGCGGGUUUGCCGGUUUCCCCGGCAGCGCCUUCUACCACGCCUCCAAGUUUGCCGUUGAGGGCUACACCGAGGCCCUGAGCAAGGAGGUGCGGCCCGACUGGAACACAUCCUGGGUUGCGCACCCGGCUGACCUGCGCCGUCAAAAAGUCCACUUCUGCAUCGUCGAGCCCGGUGCCACAAAGACCAAUUUCGCUGACGGCGGCAUGGUAUGGCUCACUCCUCACCCCGCCUACGCAGAACCAGACACGCCCGCCAGGCUGCUCGAGGGCUACGUGAAGAGCCCGGAUUUGCAGGCCACCUGGGCGCGGCCUGAGCACGUUGCCGCGGCCAUGUACGAGAUUGUCGCGCGAAAAAAGGCUAUCCCCUUCCGCUUCCCAACUGGUGCGCCAGCGUGGACAGUAAUUAAGGCUGAGUGUGGUGAGGUGGACAAGGCCCUGGACGAGAUCAAGGAUCUGAGUUUCGCAGUGGACGAUGGCUCGAUCAACAAGAGCGGCGAAUUCCUCAAGAAGACUUUCUAA